Molecule: messenger RNA, 1361 nt
Organism: Nestor notabilis (Kea)
Lineage: Eukaryota; Metazoa; Chordata; Aves; Psittaciformes; Psittacidae
Gene: TES
Product: testis derived transcript (3 LIM domains)
Exons: 5
Molecular function (GO): zinc ion binding
Source: RefSeq, a predicted model, not a curated record
ACUGUAACUUUGUUGCUGUUUCCAUAAAUUUCAGAAAAAUAUGCCGCAACUGCAAAUGUGGACAGGAAGAGCAUGAUGUCCUCACGAGCAAUGAGGAAGAUCGGAAAGUGGGGAAACUCUUUGAAGAUACAAAGUACACAACCCUUAUUGCAAAGCUGAAGAAUGAUGGCAUACCCAUGUACAAACGCAAUGUAAUGAUACUGACUAACCCAGUGCCAGCCAAGAAGAACGUAUCCAUCAAUACUGUGACUUAUGAGUGGGCCCCUCCUGUUCAGAAUCAGACACUUGCUAGACAGUAUAUGCAGAUGCUACCAAAGGAGAAGCAGCCUGUCGCUGGCUCAGAAGGCGCACAAUAUAGGAAGAAGCAGUUGGCUAAGCAGCUGCCUGCUCAUGAUCAGGAUCCUUCAAAAUGCCACGAGCUCUCUCCCAAUGAAGUUAAGCAGAUGGAACAAUUUGUGAAGAAAUACAAAAAUGAGGCACUUGGCGUAGGAGAUGUGAAGCUCCCUGGUGAGGUAGAAACAAGAGCUGCUGACAAGAAUAAUUUGAACAAUGGUGACAGAGGCACCUCAGCUGCUGUAGGAGCAAUGGAGGACAAGUCCCCUGAUCAGAAGGCAUCUCAGUAUUCCUGCUAUCGCUGCAAACUGAUCAUGAAAGAAGGUGACCCAGCUGUCUACGCAGAACGUGCUGGAUAUGACAAAUUGUGGCACCCAGCUUGUUUUGUCUGUUGCACCUGCAGUGAACUUCUAGUAGACAUGAUCUAUUUCUGGAAGAAUGGUAAUCUGUACUGUGGAAGACAUUAUUGUGAUAGUGAAAAACCCCGCUGUGCUGGAUGUGAUGAGCUAAUAUUCAGCAAUGAAUAUACUCAAGCAGAAGGUCAGAACUGGCAUCUGAAACACUUCUGCUGUUUUGAUUGUGAUUGUGUUUUGGCUGGGGAAAUCUAUGUAAUGGUGAACGACAAGCCAGUCUGCAAACCCUGCUAUGUGAAGAACCAUGCUGCGAUCUGCCAAGGCUGUCAUAACGCUAUAGAUCCAGAAGUUCAGCGUGUGACAUACAACAACUUCAACUGGCAUGCUACACAAGAAUGCUUCUUGUGUUCCUGUUGCAGCAAGUGUCUAAUUGGCCAGAAGUUCAUGCCAGUGGAGGGGAUGGUCUUUUGCUCUGUGGAAUGUAAGAAAAAGAUGAUGUCUUAAGAGAAGACAUGCACAGAACCAAGCAUUGCUGUGUUCCAAAGGCUCUCGCAUUUCUACUGUAAAAUAUAUAGUAUCAGGGCAUUUAAAGUUAUUGAAAAGUGUUAAAUAGCAGUUUCCCAAAGAUUUUUCGUUUUGAAUAACUAAAACUUGCUAUGUAAUCUUAAUUUCUUA